AUGCGACUUGAUAACGAGCCAGCAUCGGCGCAGAAAGAGCACGCCUCACUGCAGACCACCCCCGACCAGAGUUCAGCCCGGGAUCAGAGCCAGAUGGUCCUCCGUCAGACCUCGUUCCAGUCCAUCUUCGGCGGCGGAUCCGACAGCGCGGACGACUGUGAUGCGGACUGCGACUCUGCUCAGCAUGGGCCCCACAGUUACGCCGGUGCUACCUCGACUCCCGCAAAGCUUGCGGACGAAAAUGUUGCCCCGUUCCUGGCGCGACACAUUCCCGAACAAUACGCCCCUCUAGGCUCGCGAAUCGUCCAACCCGUUGAUAUCAGCAGCGCCAACUCCAAGUACUGCUAUCGCCACCGACCAGACCUCAAGUGCCGACGCCAAGCGGACGAGCCGUCAAUGGACAAGUUACAACGGGAACUCGAAACGCUCCCCCAGAGUGAUCAGCAGGGCAUUGCUCAUGUCUGGUCGCUCUUCUCGGCCGCUCCGGCCAAGCACCGGAAACUGAUUCUGCAGGGCAUCAUGUCUCAGUGCUGCUUCCCCCAACUCUCCUUCGUGUCGGCGACGGUGCGCGAUCUAAUUCGAAUUGACUUUCUCACCGCCUUGCCGCCUGAGGUCUCUUUCAAGAUCCUCUGCUACCUCGACACUACGUCGCUCUGCAAGGCCGCUCAGGUGUCACGGCGCUGGCGCGCUCUCGCCGACGACGACGUGGUCUGGCAUCGCAUGUGCGAGCAGCAUAUCCACCGCAAAUGCAAGAAAUGUGGCUGGGGUCUGCCUCUGCUGGACCGCAAGCGUUUGCGGGAAUCGAAACGCGAGAUCGAACUACGUGCGACAACGUGGGACAUCAACGGCCCCCCCGCAAUUUCAUCUCCUGCCGACGAUGCCAGCAGUCAGUGCACUGUCACCGAGGAUACGGGCUCGGCCAAGCGAAAGAUCGACUCGAGCGACGACGAAGACGACACGGCGGCGAAGCGGCAAUGCUCGUCGUUGGUGACCCGAUCCGAAACCGACGAGGAUUACUUCAAGACCCGAUACCGACCGUGGAAGGAAGUCUACAAGGAUCGGUUCAAGGUGGGCACGAACUGGAAAUACGGACGCUGCUCCAUCAAGACCUUCAAAGGACACACCAACGGUGUCAUGUGCCUGCAGUUCGAGGACAACAUCUUGGCGACCGGAUCCUACGAUGCCACCAUCAAGAUCUGGGAUACCGAGACCGGGGAGGAGUUGCGCACUCUGUACGGCCAUGAAUCCGGAAUUCGGUGCCUUCAGUUCGACGACACGAAAUUGAUCAGCGGCAGUAUGGACCGCAGCUUGAAAAUCUGGAAUUGGCGAACGGGCGAAUGUAUCUCCACCUACACCGGCCAUCGAGGCGGCGUCAUUGGUCUCCACUUUGAUUCCACAAUCCUCGCUUCUGCCUCCGUCGACAAAACGGUGAAGAUCUGGAACUUUGAAGACAAGUCUACUUGCCUGCUGCGCGGACACACCGAUUGGGUCAAUGCCGUCCGAGUCGAUACUACCUCUCGAACCGUGUUCUCGGCAUCGGACGACUGCACCGUUCGACUGUGGGACCUGGACACCAAAACGUGUAUCAGAACUUUCCACGGUCAUGUGGGACAAGUUCAGCAGGUGGUUCCUUUGCCCCGCGAGUUCGAGUUCGAGGAUCACGACGCCGAAUGUGAGAACGACAAUCUCAGCACGGUCUCGGGCGAUAUGGAGCCCGCCUCCCUGCAGGCGACUCUGGGCCUGGAGUCGAACACCCACAACUUCCAAUUCUCCCCCUUUGGACCUUCUUUCGACAACGGACGUCCCACGCCACCUCGCUACAUGGUCACCAGUGCCUUGGAUUCGACCAUUCGCCUGUGGGAGACCACCACGGGCCGUUGCCUGCGCACCUUCUUCGGCCAUCUGGAGGGCGUGUGGGCACUGGGUGCCGACACUCUCCGGAUCGUAUCCGGGGCUGAGGAUCGUAUGGUCAAGAUCUGGGACCCGCGAACGGGCAAAUGCGAGCGCACGUUCACCGGCCACUCCGGCCCUGUUACCUGCAUCGGCCUGGGUGACAGCCGCUUUGCGACCGGCAGCGAGGACUGCGAAGUCCGCAUGUACAGUUUCCAAAGCUAG
Messenger RNA from Aspergillus melleus, 2115 nucleotides. RefSeq names its product F-box/WD repeat-containing protein. Lineage: Eukaryota; Fungi; Ascomycota; Eurotiomycetes; Eurotiales; Aspergillaceae. The transcript is spliced from 2 exons. The record is from RefSeq and is a predicted model, not a curated record. Bases 1 to 2115 code for a protein of 704 amino acids. Gene Ontology annotation, molecular function: protein binding.